Molecule: messenger RNA, 707 nt
Organism: Salvia splendens (bonfire salvia)
Lineage: Eukaryota; Viridiplantae; Streptophyta; Magnoliopsida; Lamiales; Lamiaceae
Product: 40S ribosomal protein S13
Exons: 4
Coding region: 1-483 (160 amino acids)
Biological process (GO): translation
Cellular component (GO): nucleolus; ribosome; cytosolic small ribosomal subunit
Molecular function (GO): structural constituent of ribosome; small ribosomal subunit rRNA binding
Source: RefSeq, a predicted model, not a curated record
AUGAGGCAGGCCGGAGGCGUGUCCAGGAGAGCGGCGUCAGUUCUGGGAGGAGGAGGGGCGGCGUCAGUUCUGGGAGGAGGAGGCGGCGUCAGUUCUGGGAGGAGGAGGACGUGGGGAGGGGGUGUUGAAGAAAACAUUUGUAAGUUUGCCAAAAAGGGUUUGACACCAUCCCAAAUUGGUGUUAUUCUUCGUGAUUCUCAUGGCAUUGCCCAGGUGAAGAGUGUCACCGGCAGUAAGAUCUUGAGGAUUCUCAAGGGACAUGGGCUUGCUCCUGAGAUUCCUGAGGAUUUGUACCACCUGAUUAAGAAAGCUGUUGCCAUCAGAAAGCAUCUAGAGAGGAACAGGAAGGACAAAGAUUCCAAGUUCAGGCUCAUUCUUGUUGAGAGCAGAAUCCACAGACUUGCUCGCUACUAUAAGAAGACCAAGAAGCUUCCACCUGUCUGGAAGUAUGAAUCUACCACCGCCAGCACUCUCGUUGCCUAGAAGAAAGAAUUUCAUGGAGACUGAGGAUUUGUUAAUCAAGUCAUAUCUCAAUAUAGAAGUCCUAUACUAGUCUCUGUAUCCAAGACACUUUUCCUUGGUUGUUGUUGAGGCAUGUUUUGAUAUCGGACGAGUUUUUCUUUGACUUGUGAAAGGUGACUUAAAUUUGUAUGUUCUGUGUGUCAUGCUGAUCUUUGGGAGUUAUAAUUUAUGUUGCUUGAGAUGUU